AUGUGGCCGGUGAAAGUGUUGUUAGUGUUUAUUUUCACGAGAUGUGUACUUACAGAGCCCAUUAUUGGUGGCAUAUUCUAUACCGAUGAUGAUGAUUCGAAGACGGCGCUAAAAGUAAGUGCAGAGAGGUUUAACUUCACAGCGGAGAUAGUACAAGUAUCCAGACGUGGAGCUAUUCUGGAGAUAAGUGAGCAAGUGUGUACACUGGCACAGGAAGGCGUUAUAGGUUUUAUAGACGGCACUGGAGGUCUGGCAACUGAGCACGUACAGGCGAUUUGCGAUGUGCUAGAACUACCUCUAAUAGUACUUCAACACAAUGACCUGUAUACUAAAAACUGGUCUUUAAUCAAUUUGUAUCCUAGUCCUAUUGCCUUUAAUAUGGUUGUCGAACAACUAGUAACAGUGAAGAACUGGAACAAUUUUACGAUACUAUACGAGAAAGGGCACAGUAUUAUAAAGGUGCAGGAUUUACUGAAGCUUGGCAAUCCUAUUGAACUAGAUUUAGUGGCAGUGCGGGAGCUAAGCGGCGACAACUACCGAAAAGUUCUAAUAAAUGCAAAACAUUCUGGAUAUACGAACUUUGUGGUGGAUUGCUCUUCCGAGAAAUUACAACUAGUGCUACGACAAGCACAGCAAGUGGGGUUGAUGGCAGACGAACAUUCAUACAUAUUUCUAUCACCCGAUCUAUUCUCUUUAGACUUGACUAGAUACCGAUAUGGAGGAGUUAAUAUGACAGGUUUCCGCCUAAUUAGUUUAAAGAACGAAAAGCUAUGGGACUUUACAGCGGAGUACAACGAAGAAACCGGUAACACUGAAUCUGUUAUUAAAACAAAGGCAAUGCUCAUCCAUGAUGCUGUAUGGAUAUUCGCUAAUGCGUGGGCGAAAGUGAACUACCUUCGUCAGAACGAAGUGCAACGUCACAUCGAAGCUGAGAGUUUGAAUUGUGAUUUAUAUGAUUCAUGGGUGUACGGGUCGACUUUGAUGGAUUUUAUGAAGACGGCUAAAGUAAAUGGGCUUACAGGGCCACUUAUAUUUGAUGGCUUUGGACAAAGAAACAACGUGAUAUUUGACAUAUUAGAGUUAACACCAGCAGGCAAUCAGACGAUAGCUACGUGGGAAAAUAAUCAAUUAAGGAUGAGUAGACCAUUGGUACCGAAUCCGGAAAUUGCAGAGGAAACAAUUAUGAGAAAUAAAACGUUUAAAGUUCUUAUUUCUACGACACCACCAUACGGAUACAUAAAGGAGUCAAUAAUGAAGCUUGAAGGGAACGAUCGCUAUGAAGGUUUCACCAUCGAUUUAAUCGAUAAAAUAGCAGACAUAUUAGGAUUUAACUAUGAAUUCGAAGUGGAAGGAGACUAUGGAAGUUUGGAUGAGGAUACUCAAAAAUGGAGUGGAAUGGUUCUGAAGCUCAUAGAAGAAAAAGCGGAAUUUGCAAUUUGUGACUUUACGAUGACAGCAGAACGGCAAAAAGGUAUAGAUUUCUCGAUUCCAUUCAUGUCUCUUGGAAUCGGAAUUCUGUACAAGGAGCCAAGUAAACAACCUCCAGAAAUGUUUUCGUUCAUGGCCGUCUUCUCAAAAGAGGUAUGGUACUACAUGGUGCUGGUGCAAUCAGCGCUAGGAGUAAUUAUGAUAUUCGUCGGGCGAAUUUCUCAGAAAGAGUGGCAGAACCCGGUACCGUGUGAGGAGCAGCCAGAGGAACUGAGCAAUCAGUUCAGCCUUGCCAACUCUGUGUGGCUUAUCAUUGGGUCUGUUAUGCAGCAGGGAUCGGAAAUUGCACCCAUUGCCUUGGCCCCGCGUAUAAUAACGAGUGCUUGGUGGUUCUUCACGAUGGUUAUUGUAGCGUCAUAUGUGGGGACUCUAGUAGCUUUCCUCACUGUAGAGAAGAACGUUCUUCCCUUCCAAACUGUUGAGGAGUUGUUUAAUCAUAAGUCCAUAGCUUAUGGUUGUAAGAAAAAAGGAUCUACUAAGGAUUUCUUUAAGGAGUCUACAAAUCCAAUCUAUUCAAAAAUGUUUCAAAAGAUGCACUCUAAGGGAUGGCUGGUCGUGGACAACGAUGUAGGAGUGGAACUAGUCGAAAAUUCAACGUAUGCAUUUUUCAUGGAAUCCACAUCAAUCGAAUACACGAAGGAGAGGCACUGUGACUUAUUACAAGUUGGAGGAUUACUUGAUUCGAAAAGCUAUGCAAUUGGUAUGAAAAAAGGAUCACCGUAUAGAUUUUACAUUAAUGACGCUUUAAUACAAUUAAAGGAAGCUGGAGAGAUACAGAAGCUAAAAGAUCUCUGGUGGAAAGAAAAGAGAGGCGGAGGCAGAUGUGGAGAGAAGCAAGAUGAGGCGCAAAAGCAACUAGGAAUGAAGAACAUGUUAGGAGCUUUUGUGGUGUUAGGGGUUGGUUGCUGUAUUGGCCUACUCAUAUCAAUUUUGGAUAUGCUUUGGGGUGUAUUCAAACGAACAGUCAAAUAUAACACCACAUUUAAAUACGAAUUGAUAGAAGAGUUAAAGUUCGCGCUCAAAUUCAGUGGAGACAUAAAACCUGUGAAGCGACCACCAAAAACAAAUGACAGUUCUGAAGCACUAGCAGAAGAGGGCAAGGAUGAAGUUAGGUCCCUAAAAUCUAUACGAUCUGGAAGGUCCACGGAUACAAGAAGAACUACUCACUCGCACAGCUCCAAACAUUCGUCUGGCGGGCUAAGUGUUGCGUUUGCAAGGCGACGCGAAUAUCUUUAG
Messenger RNA from Pieris macdunnoughi, 2724 nucleotides. The record is from the annotation of a GenBank genome assembly. NCBI's taxonomy places the organism in Eukaryota, Metazoa, Arthropoda, Insecta, Lepidoptera, Pieridae.